Pipistrellus kuhlii (Kuhl's pipistrelle) is the source of this 1178-nucleotide messenger RNA. It is a transcript of the gene TDRP, whose product is annotated as testis development related protein. Gene Ontology annotation, cellular component: nucleus; cytosol. NCBI's taxonomy places the organism in Eukaryota, Metazoa, Chordata, Mammalia, Chiroptera, Vespertilionidae. Gene Ontology annotation, biological process: spermatogenesis. The coding region runs from base 14 to 667 and encodes 217 amino acids. The transcript has 3 exons. The record is from RefSeq and is a predicted model, not a curated record.
GGUCCGGAGGGUGAUGUGGCCCCGCCCGGCCGUCCCGCCCCUCGCUCACCGCGUCCGGGCCUCGCGGAGCCGCCGCCCGAGCCCGAGCCGCUGCGCUGCCCGGCCGCACGGACCGACCGGCAUGUGGAGGCUGGGCCGCAGCCGGGUGCUCCUGCACGAGCCGCCCGAGGAGGAGGACGGGCUGCGCGCGGAGCCGCCGCCCAGCGCGGACGCCGGGGGCGCGCAGGGAGCAGGGUUCCGAGGUUGGAAAGAAGUGACUUCGCUGUUUAAUGACGACGAUGAGCAGCACCUGCUGGGAAGAUGCAAAUCUCCCAAGUCCAGGGGAACCAGCUUACGGCUGAAGGAGGAGCUGAAGGCGGAGAAGAAGUCUGGCUUCUGGGACAAUCUGGUGCUAAAGCCGAGCAUUCAGCCCCAGAAGCCGGACGAGAUCGAGGGCUGGGAGCCCCCGAAGCUCGCUCUCGAAGACGUGGCGGCCGAGUCGGGCGCCCUGAGCGACCAGGCGUCCCGGCCGGGCUGGGAGGAGGGGGCCAAGGGCGCCGGCAAGUACACCAGCCUGGCCGGCCCGGGGGGCGGCUCGCGCUGGAGCCUGCGCUCGGCCGGGAAGCUGGUCAGCAUCCGGCGCCAGAGCCGCGGCCACCUCGCCGACAGCUGGGAGGAGCUGGAGUGACGUCUGUGCCCGGCGCUGGCACCACAGCCUCGGCCCCAGUGCGGCUCCGGCUCCUCCACUCAGAGCCCGUGUGCCGUAUCAGGGGUCUCCGUAGCCUAGCGAGUUCUUAGUCUUUCAGGUUAAAGAGAGCAGAGUCCACUCUGCCCACGUUCCAUCUCCCGCAUCUCAACACUGUGACCGCGUCCUGCCGGCCACGCCAGGCCAUCCAGGCCGGCGUGUCUGCCGUUUCUGACCUGGGUGCAGGUACGGAUGCUGCCCCACGGGGACCAGAUAGCACCUCCCCGCCGUCCUCAGCUGCACCCGUCUGCCGCAUGACAUGGUGACUCCGGCGUGGAACCGUGGGAGCCGACGGUGACACUGAACGUGGCCGCUGGGGUGGACACAUGGCGUGACGGCUCACGUUUAUCCUGGAAACUCAAACUUCUUCUCAGAUUAGACAUCUGUCAGCAAAUCAAAUCCUAGAGAAGCGAACGCUGCCUGCCGCCGGCCCCCUCCGCCCGCCGCCACCCUC